UUUCUCUCACUCUGUCAUCGGGCCAGCAAUUAAAUUAAAUUUGUUAACCGAUACCAAAAAACCUGCACGAUAAUUUUGAAGAUCUGUUUUACAGAUUCUGAUCGGUGGAGGAGGAAUAAGAUUGCGACUUGGUGGUAAUGGCUUCGCUUCCGUCUGAAAACGGCGUCGACGGAGAUGACGAGAGGGAGGAGGAAGAUGAAGAAGAAGAAGAAGAAGAAGAGAACGGAGAAGAAGAAGAAGAGGGAGAGGAGGAGCCACGUCUCAAGUACCAACGGAUGGGUGGAAACGUACCUUCCUUGCUCUCCAACGACGCUGCUUCCUGCAUCGCUGUCGCCGCAAGGAUGAUCGCUCUCGGUACUCACGACGGAACGGUCCACAUCCUCGAUUUCCUCGGCAAUCAGGUUAAAGAGUUUCGUGCCCACACUGCUCCGGUUAAUGACCUGAGCUUUGACACUGAGGGAGAGUAUAUCGGAAGCUGUUCAGACGAUGGCUCCGUUGUGAUAAACAGUCUAUUCACUGAUGAUGAGAAGCUGAGAUUCGAGUAUCAUCGCCCCAUGAAGGCGAUUUCCUUGGAUCCGGAUUACACCAAGAAGCAGUCGAAGAGGUUUGUGGCUGGUGGAUUGGCUGGUCACUUGUAUAUGAACUCAAAGAAGUGGUUCGGUUAUAAAGAUCAGGUGCUGCAUUCUGGGGAAGGUCCAAUCCAUUCUGUGAAAUGGAGAGGAAGUCUCAUCGCCUGGGCUAAUGAUACUGGUGUUAAAGUUUAUGAUACAGCCAAAGAUCAGCGUGUUACUUUUAUUGAAAGACCACGAGGAAGUCCCCGGCCUGAGGCUUUGAUUCCUCACUUGGUUUGGCAGGAUGACACUCUUCUUGUGAUUGGUUGGGGAACAUCUGUCAAAAUUGCUUCGAUUAAAUCAGACCAGCAAAAACCAGCAUAUGGAACAUAUAGGCAGGUUCAGAUGUCUAGUCUAAACCAAGUGGACAUUGUGGCAUCGUUCCAGACUAGCUAUUUCAUUUCGGGGAUUGCUCCCUUUGGUGAUUCUCUAGUUAUUCUUGCAUAUAUACCCACUGAAGAAGAUGGCGUGAAAGAAAUUAGCAGCACCACUACUUUAUCUCGUCAGGGAAAUGCCCAGAGGCCUGAAGUACGUAUUGUAUCAUGGAACAGUGAUGAACUUACAAUGGAUGCGCUUCCGGUACAUGGCUUUGAGCAUUACAAGGCGAAAGACUAUUCCCUUGCUCAUGCUCCUUUCCCAGGUAGUAGCUAUGCUGGGGGGCAGUGGGCUGCUGGAGAUGAACCACUGUACUAUAUCGUGUCUCCAAAGGAUGUUGUGAUUGCAAAACCCAGGGAUGCCGAAGAUCAUAUUAACUGGCUUUUGCAACAUGGAUUCCACGAGAAAGCACUAGCAGCUGUUGAGGCUGGUGAAGGACGAAACGAACUAAUUGAUAAGGUGGGUGCUGGGUAUCUUGAUCAUUUGAUUGUGGAAAGAAAAUAUGCCGAAGCAGCAUCGUUGUGCCCAAAAUUGUUACGAGGAUCUGCUUCAGCCUGGGAGAGGUGGGUUUUCCAUUUUGCUCAACUACGCCAGCUGCCUGUGCUUGUUCCAUUCAUGCCUACCGAUAACCCAAGGCUCAAGGAUACUGUCUAUGAGGUUGCUCUAGUGGCACUGGCAACAAACCCCUCAUACCAUAAGGAGCUUUUGUCCACUGUUAAAUCUUGGCCGCGUUCAGUAUACUCUGCUUUGCCUGUUAUCUCAGCAAUAGAGCCUCAGUUGAACACAUCUUCAAUGACUGAUGCCCUCAAAGAGGCGCUGGCAGAGCUGUAUGUAAUUGAUGGACAGCACGAGAAAGCCUUCGCCCUAUAUGCUGAUCUUCUCAAACCAGAAGUGUUCGACUUCAUUGAGAAAUACAAUUUGCAUGAGGCGAUUCGUGGAAAGGUUGUCCAGUUAAUGUUGCUUGAUUGCAAGCGUGCCACUGCCUUAUUUAUCCAAAACAGGGAUUUGAUUGCUCCAUCUGAAGUGGUCCCACAACUUUUGAGAGCUGGCAAGAAAUGUGAUUCAAGAUAUUACUUGUACUUAUAUCUACAUGCGUUAUUUCAAGUCGGUCCAAAUAGUGGGAAGGAUUAUCAUGAUAUGCAGGUAGAACUAUAUGCGGAAUACGAUACUAAGAUGCUGCUUCCAUUCCUACGUAGCAGUCAACAUUACAAGUUAGAAAAGGCAUAUGAACUUUGUGUCAAGAAAGAUCUGCUAAAAGAGCAAGUUUUUGUACUUGGAAGGAUGGGAAAUGCAAAACAAGCUCUUGCUGUCAUCAUAAAUAAAUUAGGGGAUAUAGAAGAGGCUGUGGAAUUUGUGUCCAUGCAGCACGACGAUGAUCUCUGGGAAGAACUGAUAAAACAAUGUCUGAACAAGCCUGAGAUGGUAGGCUUACUGUUGGAGCACACGGUUGGCAACCUUGACCCUCUUUACAUCGUAAAUAUGGUCCCAAAUGGCUUGGAAAUACCUCGACUAAGGGAUCGAUUGGUCAAAAUCGUGACAGAUUACAGAACCGAGACAUCUCUUAGACACGGUUGCAAUGACAUUCUCAAGACGGACAUUGUGAAUCUUCUGAUCAAGUGCUUCAACGAGGCGAGACGUGGGGUCUGCCUAAGCAACGAAGAAGACGAAUCCCGUGGAAAGAGAGAAGACACUAAUCGAUCGAUCUCACAGAGAAUGGUAGUAGAUAAAUCAUUGAGCAUAAAGAUGACAGAGGUGAAGUCGAAGACACGCGGGGACACACGUUGUUGCAUGUGCUUCGACCCGGUGUCGAUAAGAGGGGACACCGUGGUGGUCUUCUUUUGCUGUCAUGCUUACCACAUGACGUGUCUCAUGGAUGCUGCCUUCAGCGACAGCAACAAUAAGACAGCCAAAGGUUCUCCGGGGUAUGGAUACGGCUAUGAUAACGGUGUGGAGGAGGAAGAUACUGAGGAUGAGGAAGAAGAUGACAGUAAUGAUGGAGACAGGUCUGGGAGGUCUCGGUUACGGUGCAUAUUAUGUACUACUGCCGCUGCUGCGUCCGCUCGGUAGCGACUGCAUGUGUUUGUGAAAUAUUUUUUUGGUGUGCUUCGAUUUUUUUGUUUCUUUUUAAGAAAGAAGGAAAAUUUCCUUGAUUGUAGUCUAAAUUAUAACAACAAAAGUAAAGAGAGGCGAGAGAUAUACAUUGACCCAAUAAUUUAAUGUGUGCCAGAGUUUGUGAAAGACACUUCCCGUUUUAUUGAAUGUGAAUGUCAUGCUAUUUAAUGCA
Raphanus sativus (radish) is the source of this 3270-nucleotide messenger RNA. Its product is annotated as vacuolar protein sorting-associated protein 41 homolog. Lineage: Eukaryota; Viridiplantae; Streptophyta; Magnoliopsida; Brassicales; Brassicaceae. Bases 138 to 3053 code for a protein of 971 amino acids. The transcript has 19 exons. Gene Ontology annotation, cellular component: HOPS complex; late endosome. The record is from RefSeq and is a predicted model, not a curated record. Gene Ontology annotation, biological process: endosomal vesicle fusion; macroautophagy; vesicle-mediated transport. Gene Ontology annotation, molecular function: protein binding.